Phytophthora nicotianae INRA-310 is the source of this 3158-nucleotide messenger RNA. RefSeq lists its product as hypothetical. The transcript is spliced from 4 exons. The coding region runs from base 743 to 2992 and encodes 749 amino acids. The record is from RefSeq and is a predicted model, not a curated record. NCBI's taxonomy places the organism in Eukaryota, Oomycota, Peronosporomycetes, Peronosporales, Peronosporaceae.
AUUUUAUACCCGGCGGGUUCGGUGGCCAGGCAGUCUCCCAUUCAUCGCCAUCUCACUGCUCAGCUCGGCCGUGAGGGAAGUGCUUCGCGUCAGCCUCUCUCGCUGUGUCUGCGCGCCUUCACUCUCGACACCGAACAGCGCGGUUCCAAGUACUGUCGUCUGCGUAUCGUCCACUGCGAGUGCGACGCUCGGAAUCAGCGUAGAUCCUCCGUCGCAGCCCUUUCAGUGGCCGCACUUGCGUCGUACUGGCGUCUCGCGUUCUUCAGCCCGCUGCUGCCGCACAGACAUUCCAACUAACAAAAUCUCAAGUUUCUGAGCCUGAUCACUUCGCUCUGAAGUCUCUGCACCGUCAAAAAUGACCGACAACUGGCGGCUGGACGUUAAGUUCCAAGGCCGCUCCAUCGACCUGGUUGGUCGACUUCCAGCCGAGAAACGCUCGCUGCUGCGGGACUUCCCACGUCGUCUGGCCGUUGGAACCAAAGCCAAACUGUCUGCCAUCCCACAGAAGGGAUUCUUCUGCAAAUUCUUCGCCAAGAACUGCGAGGAGAUGAAAGUUUACAUGAAGAAACACGAGUGCGCGCUAUGCGUGCAGUUCGUGGCGUCCACAUUCAACUUCACACUAUAUCUGCUGGUUCCAGUGGUACUAAAAGGUCUCAAGUGUCUGCAUCGACUACGAAAAAGCGGUAUGUUGCAGCUAGAAUGGAGGAAUACCGAUACUAUGGAGUUUUAUGGAUGAAUACUGAUGAGAUUUUUUUUGUAUGUUACAGGAGCGAGUGCAGACUCUCUCAAGUCGUUGUGCACAGAUAGAGAUGGCGUGGUAAUUGGAUUUAUAGUGUCGGAGGUGAAUGUGGAGAUGGAGGAAAAGCUGCACGAGCGUAUGAAAGUCAUGAAAGAGUUAGAAUCCACAGCUAAAGCGAUUUCGGACACAUUUGGCGAUCCGAUGCUUGAGUUUGACUUGCUUUUGGACCAGUUGGAUACCAAACCAUCGGCGAUUCAGGCUUGUUCCAACUUUAUAGUUCGUCAUCAGCAUUUGCAUGACGCUAUUUGCCAGAAAUUGGCUCAUACGAUGGAUGCCAUGCAAAAUUCGAAAGCACGAGCGAGUAUUGUGUACGUUGUGCACGAUGUAGUCAAGUCAGUGCGUGCGAAUUUUCCGCAAAAGGAGCGAAAUGUCAAGAUGCGCGAGUCGGCAUUGGUGUUAUCGCUCGAAAAGAUCCUGUUCCAGUUGGCGCAAAAACUACAAGACGACGCGAAGCACAAUCCGAAUGUUCGAGCAGUAUUUGAGUUCUGGACCAAAUGGGGAUUGCAGUACUCGGCACCCGUAGAAGACGAGGAUGCGUCAAAAGACGAUCCUAUUCUCAAGAUUGAUGAAGCAUUCGAGAUGCUGGAGCGAGAGGUAUCACUAGUGUCCGAUGCUUCCUCCUCCCCCGUCAAGCCUUCAGCACCGCCCGAGGUUUUGGCAUUUAUGAAGAAGCACAACAUCCAACCAGGUCCAUGGGAAGUUUAUCUUGGACGUGCCUCGCCUCAAGAAUUGGAGGAGUUGGACGCGGUUCUUGAUCUCAACACGAAGUAUUUCGGCUUUAACAACUGGGAUUCGUCCGAGAAAGGAGGCAGGCGAGGUGGUGAGAUGUUCUUGCAUCAUUACACCAAGUCGAUCAUGCCAUGGCUGCUACACGCAUCAGUAUCUUCUAAUUCGAACUCGGGGAAGAGGAAACGCGCCAAAGACUCUUUGGCUUUGCUGCGUGACGCGUUCUUGUGCACGUGGGAUCUCGAUCCAACAGCUGCACGUGCGGUAUCUGAUAUCGACCACUUCUUACUAGACGACAUGUGGAAGAAAAUGGAGCAUGUCAAGUGUCAGAAUCCCUCGGCGUUUGUGUUUGGCAAAGUCAGGCGAGUCAAGACCAUCCAGUUUGCUAAUAGUCCUGCUACAGAUGCGAUCGUCAAGUCAGUUGAGGACGAGUCGAAGGUGAAACCCAGUGCACUCGUUGCAGAACUCACCAAAGUAUUCAAGCUGGACACCAUGGCGCGCGAAAUGGUGGCCAAAGUCAAGUCGAAAUCAGAUUUAUGCUAUAUUGCAAAAGAACUCUGCCAUCGUUGCCGCCAUCACAUGGUGGCGAACCCUUCCGUGCACAUGGUCAAGCUCUGCCAAAAGGUCCUUGCAACUAAGAACCCCAUGAAAGCCUACUCGUCAGCAAUGAAGAGCAUGAUCUCUCGACAGAUGAAGAUGUCGUCCAUGUUCGACAAGGAGGCAAAGAAAAAGCGAAAGCUGGAGAGCGUGAGCGCGUCAUCUUCUCCUGUUACUGAAAGCGAAGCCUCGAGCUCUCCUCAUUCUGAGCUUACAGAUGCCGAGCUGGCUGCAGUGAAGCGACGGAUCCCGAAGCCUCCAAAGCUGCUGUUCAAAAAGGUGGACCUGAAAACUAUCACGUAUCAGGAGACAAACGAUAAUGGCACAGUUGGAGUCGCGGUUUCCGGUAUCCCCAACGCCGGAAGGGGACUAUUUAACCUGUCAGAUCACCCGUGGCCGGCGUUUUCUGUUGUCUGUAUCUUCGGUGUUCGUCGAAUUACCAAGGAAAUGCACCAUGAUGGACUGAACAAGGUAGCACGAUGCGGCGAAUUGGGCGAGACUUUUGUCGUUGUCAACGGCACUGUACGAGAUGUAGACAAGUUCCAGACACAGUAUGGCCACCGCUUGAUGCCUUUCGACGGGUUGGUGGACGCGGACGGUUCAGUCGGCGGAUUUCCGAAUGACCGGGUGUACGAAUACCCUGCGGAUGUCUAUUGGGACGCGUCGGGAUUCUACAACAACUGCAUUCUUGUACCUGGCUGCGUGAUUGAGAACCCUCAGGACACGACAAGCCCCAUAGUUUUGAACCAGCUGUACAUCGUCACGUGGAAGGAGGUUGCAGUGCGCGAGGAGUUUUUCCUGGCAUACGGCACGUCCUAUUACGAGGACGACGAGAAGACCAGCACCACGAGUGAGGGAAGCAGCAACUAGUUUAGCGAAAUAGAAGCAGCGAGGCCUAUCAACCUCGCUACCCACCGUAACCUAAGAAGAACGACCCUAUAGAACCAUCGACCAAGCGCCUGAAGCCUCACAGCCGGACUCUUUGAUUUACAGAUUGGUUGACUAAUGAGCUUUUAUUUGAUCUUUACAUUUACCU